AUGUUGGCCUCUCUGCAGGGCAGCCCCUGGCCCCUGACCCGUCGCCAGUGCCAGUCCCCUCCCGAUUGGCCCCGGGGCCUCCCUCCCGUCCCCGUUCGGUGGCACCGUGACCCCUGUGCCAGCUCAGCCCGGGCAGGACGGGCCCUGCCUCGUCCCGCUGAUGGGUCAAGCCCAUGCUGCCCGUCCUCCCCCGCAGACCCCCGUAACGGAGCGGGGCGAGAGUCCGGGGCGAGAGACUGGAGCGAGAGCGGGGGCGGGGGCCGGGGCCGUGCCGGGGGCAGCGGCCGUGCCGGGCAGCGGGGCAGAGGCGAGGGCAGUGGGGCGGUGCCUGCGCCGGGAUCGGGCAGGGCCGGGCAGCCCUGGGCGGCGUGGCAGGGCUGGGGCACCGGGAACCGGCCGCAGGGACAGGCCGAGCCGGGGACAGGCGGCGGGGCCGGCGGUCCCGAGGCCCCGUGCGGAGCCCGCUGUCGGCGCAGCACCGAGCCGGGCGAGGCUGUCAGUUGCCGGGGCGGGCCCGGCGAGGCGGCCGGGCCGGAGCAGGCCGGGGGCGAGGCCGGGCAACCACCGGGGCCGCCCCGCUCCGGGCACGGCGGAGCAGGGGGUGCGGCGGCCGCCGGGCCUCCGGGGCCCGGUGCUGCCGGCGAGGGCCGGUCAGAAACUUCCAGCCACCGAGCCGUGCUGUGCUGUGCUGUGCCGUAUCGUGCCGUGCCGAGCCGAACCGUGCCCCGCAUGGCGCGGAGGAAGCGCAUCGACCCCCGCCCGGAGCUGCCCCCGCCCCGCAGCGCUGCCCACCCGGCAGGGCAUCGAGCACCGGGUCCGGGUCUGCGGGGGGAUGGUUUAUACACCCAGCGCCAUCGCGGCCCCGCGUCCACCUCGACCGGGCAAGCGGCACCGUGCCCGCUCCACCGGCCUGACCCGGCCCGGCGGGGCUGUGAGCCCAGGGGUACACCAGGGCUGCGGGCACGGGGGGCUGCGGGCACGGGGGGCUGCGGUCUCCGCGCUCGCUGCCCGUCCAGCGCUGCCCGCUGCCCAGCCACUGUGUCCGGGCGUGGAGAGAGCGAGCGCCCGCCCCCGCCUUCCUCCUCCCCCCGGUGCGGAGCCAGCGCCUCUCCCCGGUGCGGGCUCUGGUGCCCCGGCGCGGGGUCGGUGUGUAUGUGUGUAUUUGCGUGGGGCUCCCCCCGCUUCGCUCCGCUCCGCUCCACGCCGAGCCGAGCCGAGCCGUGCCGUGCCGUCCGCCAGAGCCGUGCGGCCCCUCCCCGGGCGGGAGCGGCCUCCCCCCCGCGCCCCCACCCGCGGGCUGUGCCGGGCGCGGAGCCCCCUCCCUCCCGUUCCCUCCCCGUUCGCUCGUUCCCUCUCCGGACUCGGCUGGCUCCGCACGGCCCCCCCCGCGCGGGCAGGGCCCCCGCACGGCACGCCGGGAGCCGCAGUCCCCCGGGCCGGUCGCCGAACGGCCGGUCCGUCGUUACCGGACUACAGCUCCCGUCAGCCGCCGCGGCGGCGGCUCGCUCUCGCCCUCACACUCCGGCUGCCGCUGCCAGUGUCUCCGCCGCCGCCGCCGCCGCCGAACCGCCGCUCGCAGCGCCCAGGGUCCGACCCGCCACCCGGGCAGGGGGGCCCGCCUCGGCCCGCCGCCCCCGCCGCCGCCCGCACGGCUCGGGAAGCAGGUGCGUGUCCGCCGGGUCCCCCCGUGAUCCUUACACACACACACAACCUCCUGUCCUCCGCCCCACCGACCCGCAACCGGACGCCCGGCCCCCGCUGCCCGGGCACCCCGGACCCGCGCAGCCCCACACCCACCGGUGGGGCGGGGGGAUUAGGGGGGAAAGCGGAGGGGAACGGGCGGCUCGACACCCCCCCACCCCCCACCCCCCCGCCUGGACGGGGUCUCCAUGGAAACGGUCCCGGGACACCCCCGGGGAUGGCGUCGCGGGGGGGUCGGGAGAACAGCGUCCUGCGUCGGGACAGCGGCGGGACCGGCGGCCACUGACAGCGUCGGGCCGGCGGAACGGGCGGGCAGACGGCGGGCUCCGUUCCCUGCCCCGCGACGGCGCGGCGUGCCUGCUGCCCUGCCUGGCGCGGUGGCGGCUCCGGCACCGGCACUGGUGGCACCUGCCGCUCCCCAGGGCGGCGCGGGGGGUCCCGGGGCGGCGGGGCGAGGCGGGGCGGGGCGGCGGCCGACAGCAGCGGGACUCCCCGGGAGUCGCGGAGUUUAGCGGUGUGGCUCGAGCCUUGCCCCUACGGAGCCGGCCGUCCCCGGCCGCACCGGCAGCGGCAGCAGCAGCAGCAGCAGCGCCGGGCGAUGGCGGAAGAGCCCUCCCCGGGGGCAGCGCGGCCGCCGCCGUCGCCACCUCCAUGUUCGGGGCUGCCCCGGUGUGGCAGCGUGGGGGCUGCGGGACGAGAGGCGGCAGCAGCUCCGUUGGAGAGCGGCCCCGGGGGCAACUGUUGAGCUGGGGGUGGGCACCGGGGCCGGUGGGGGUGCUGCGGGAACCGGCGGCCCUGCGCUGGCCGGCCCGGCCCGGCCCGGCCCGGCCGCAGUGGCCGGAGAUCGGGGAGCUGGACGUGGGGAUGGGAGGGGGUUCAAGCGGGGGAUCUUCCCCAUCCCCCGAAGGUCCCAGCCCCAGGAUCGGGCCGGGCCGCUCCGAGCCCAUGGCGGGGUCGUGGUCGGGAAGCUGCGGGACCGGACGGGAGGCGGAGGAGGAGGCGGAUCCUGCUGCCCGCACCGGGGAGGAAACCAAAACUCCUUCGGUGCAGCCUCGAUGCUCGGAGGGUUCCUCGCUGACUGCCGGCGAGCAGCAGCGGAGCCUGCAUCCCAGCGAGGGCACAGCCAACCGGGAACGGCACCGGGAGAAGGGCUCCCUGCCGGUGUUGGGGGAUCCUGGCGAGGGCCGAGCCGGUGCCGCCCGUACCCCCCGCAGCCCCGGGCACGUGCCACCGCGUUCCACUGCCAUCGAUGUCACCGGGGUGCAGGAUGUGCUCCGAGUCCCGCUUGGCUUCCUAGUGCCCGACCUAGAUUUAGAUUUCGUGGCCAUCCAGGAGGAACCCCACCCUGCCUUCCAGUUCUGUGGAGGUGGCCAGCUGCAGAAGGUCAUGGCUCUGGCUGACCUGACCAAAGCAGGUCAGACCAGGUGGCAACAGAAAUGUGACAUCUCUUAG
Molecule: messenger RNA, 3153 nt
Organism: Indicator indicator
Lineage: Eukaryota; Metazoa; Chordata; Aves; Piciformes; Indicatoridae
Product: collagen alpha-1(I) chain-like
Exons: 7
Coding region: 1-3153 (1050 amino acids)
Source: RefSeq, a predicted model, not a curated record